AUGUUGACUUAUCUAGGCAUCGGUUCCUACAUCGGCCGCCGAUUGAGCCAAAAUCGUCAGGGACACAUGCUCGGACACAUCAAAGACCUUGCUGAAGGCAAAGAAGUCAACGGGGAAGGCAGAAUCUACCGUACGCAGAAAGCUCAGACGUAUCACACGGAUGAAAGCGACAUCGUGGGUCUGCUUUGCCUUCACCAAGCGAUGGAAGGCGGAGAGUCACAGGUGGUCUCCAGCCACAGCAUCUACAACACUCUCAGACGAGAAAGACCAGAUGUGCUACGCCAAUUAUGCCUGCCACACUGGUUCUAUGAUAGAAAGGGGGAGACGAGCGAGGGAGAAAAGGGGUGGAUGCGUACUCCGGGCUAUUACUAUUACAAGGAGAAGCUCAGCAUGAAGUGGGACUCUUACUAUGUCGGAGCGCUACAACGCUUCUGGGAUGCUGGGCUUCUUCCACAGUACACAGAUGCCCAGCGUGAGGCGAUCCAGGUGAUGGAGGAGAUGUGCCGCCGACUAUCGUUGGAAAUGACGCUGCAGCAGGGCGAUAUCCAAUUUGUCGCCAACACUCAUAACCUUCAUGCGCGAUCUGCGUACAAGGAUGAUAACGAUGUCACGAAGAAACGCUGGUUACAGAGACUUUGGCUUGCUACCUCAGAAGAGGAGGGCGGAUGGCCAUUGCCGUUUGCUGAUAGUCGGUAUGCUAAAAGAGGGGGUGUUCAAGUUAACGAUACUCCUGAGUCGUAUCCAACAGAGGCUGAGUAG
Messenger RNA from Colletotrichum tamarilloi, 759 nucleotides. RefSeq names its product taurine catabolism dioxygenase TauD. The record is from RefSeq and is a predicted model, not a curated record. The coding region runs from base 1 to 759 and encodes 252 amino acids. Gene Ontology annotation, molecular function: oxidoreductase activity. The transcript has a single exon. Lineage: Eukaryota; Fungi; Ascomycota; Sordariomycetes; Glomerellales; Glomerellaceae.